GGCUUACAGUGGGGGCUCGAGUCAGGGCCGCUGUCACGUGGGACCCAUCAGGGGCCUGGACCCCCAGACACAUCUCAAAUCGAGAAGGAUGCUCCUAGCUCUUGUGUAGCCAAAGGCUGUAAAUUCCAUCCACAUUCAGUUGACCUCUUCACACCACACAGGGCUUGGUGGUCGGACAUUUUUUGCAUGUAUGCAGAAGAGGCAGAAACUGGAAUCAGAAGGGAAGCUGGUGGAACAGAGACGGCAACAAAAUGGCCACUGAGAGAGAGGCAGCGGCUUCUUCGGGUUGCGUUCUUUAUGAGGCUGUGGUAGAUAAGGGAGUGAAAACAGAAGAGCUGGAUCCUGCAGGCCUUGUGACAUUUGAUGGUCCAAAGCGAUCCAGAAAGGCCUCUCACAACACCCAGGCUGGAAGUAUUGGAGAAUGCCUUAGCUGGGCAGCAGCAAAACAAGCAGAACGUGACCUGGAUGAUGGGUUAUUAUCCCACUGCUGGGAAUCCCAGUGGCAGGAAUUCCUGAGGACAGUGCAGUCUCCUUCUUCAGGGUGGAGCAACUCACAGCUCUCAGGGCCCCCUCUUUUGGGUCCCUCUGUUACAUCAGCUAGUGUUUACCAGGGACCCCCCACCAUGCAAGAGGUGGCUAGCGGGCUCAUGCCUGGACCAAGGGAGGGAUCUGCCAAGGACAAUUCAGACACUGAGCCUGUAGAGGAAUUGGAUGAUGGAGACGUCAAGGGAGAGGCCGUGCCGGAGGAAGCCCUCAGUGCUGAGAUGCACCGUCAGCGCUUCCGGUGGUUCUGCUACCAAGAGGCUGAUGGGCCCCGGGAGGUUUGCGCCCAGCUCCGGGAAAUCUGCCUCAAGUGGCUGCAGCCUGAGAGGAACCCCAAGGAGCAUAUGGUGGAGCUGAUUGUCCUGGAGCAGUUCCUGGCCAUCUUGCCAGAAGAGAUCCAGGGCUGGGUUGGGGAAGGCGGGCCAGAGACCUGUGCCCAGGCAGUGGCCCUGGUGGAAGAGUUCCUGCUCAGGCAGCAGGAGGCCGAGAGAUGGAAGCAAGAGGUGCUGGGAGAAUUUGAGGAGGUGGCCAUGAGCUUCUCAAGAGAAGAUGAUGAUGGAGAAAGACAUCCUUCCAGGGAGAUCAAGCAGGAGGGUGCCACUUUGCUGGCAGUCAAUGGUUGGGACAGUGAAGAUGAAGACGCUCCAUUUGAGGUUCCCUUGGAAAGAAUCGAGCCUCGAGACCCAGAAGACAAUGCUGAGAAUCAAACUGGACCAAAGUGGGAGCAGGCAAACAAGAGACAGAAUAAAUCUAGCCUUUGCCAGAAUAGCAACUCAAGCGAGACUGCAGUCCAUCAGAGAAUAUAUGCAGGAAAGAGGAGGCAUAUGUGCAAUAUUUGUGGGAAAGCCUUCACUCAAAAAUCAAAUCUCAACAGGCACCUGAGAACCCACAUUGGAGGGAAAAAGUUUCAGUGUUUUAAAUGUGGGAAAAGCUUUAAUUGGGAAACAAGCUAUAUUAGGCACCAGAGAUUUCACUCUGGCGAGAAGCCCUACCCAUGCUUAGACUGCGGGAAGAGCUUUAGUCGGAGUGCAAACCUUAUAAUUCAUCAGAGGAUUCACACGGGAGAGAAACCACAUCAGUGCACAGACUGUGGGCAAAGCUUUAGUCAGAUCUCCAAUCUUGUUAGACACCAUAGAGUCCACACGGGAGAAAAGCCUUAUAAAUGCUUGGAAUGCGAGAAGAGCUUCACUCAAAAAUCAAACCUUAUCAAACAUCAAAGUGUCCAUUCAGGUGACAAGCCUCAUAGACGUUCAAAUUGCGGGAAGAGAUUCAAUCAGAAACCAAACCGUGGUAGACUAGAGAGGAUUCCGCCUGGUGAAAACCCAUGUAAAUGCUUCAAGUGUGGGAAAGUAUUUUCCCGAAGAGGGAACCUCCUUAGACAUCAGAGCAUCCAUACAAAAGAUAAACCACAUAAAUGCUCAGAAUGUGGGAAACGCUUCAACCAGAGGACAAACCUGAAUGCUCAUCAGAGAAUACACACUGGAGAGAAACCUUAUAGAUGUCCAGAUUGUGGAAAAAGCUUCCGGUGGAGAGCACACCUCAUCAUACAUAAGAGACUGCACACUGGGGAGAAACCACACAAAUGUGCUGACUGUGGGCAGAGCUUUAGCCAGAGAUCUAACCUUGUCCGACAUCACAGAAUCCACACUGGAGAGAAGCCAUAUAAGUGCUCAGACUGUGAGAAAAGCUUUGGUCAGAAAUCAAACCUCAUUAAGCAUCAAAGGAUUCACACAGGAGAGAAUGCACUCAAUCCAAGGCCAAACCACAUUAGAUAUGAGAGAGUGUCCACAGGGGAGGAUCCUUAUAAAUGUUUCAGAUGUGGGAAAAUAUUUUCCCGGAGAGGAAACCUUCUUAGACAUCAGAGCAUCCACACCAGAGAGAAACCUCACAAAUGCUCUGAUUGUGGGAAAAGGUUUAAUCAGAGAACUAACCUGAUCAGCCAUCAGAGGAUUCACACCGGUGAGAAACCUUUCAAAUGUUUGGAUUGUGGGAAAAGCUUCCGUCAGAGCCCGCACCUUAUUAAACAUCAGAAAGUCCAUACAGAAAAGACAUACAGAAGUUUGGAUUGUGGGGAAAAUAUUAAUCAGGAAUCAAAUGGUGAUACACACGAGAGAAUCUACAUGGGAGAAACUCCAUAUGAAUGUCUGAAGUGCGGGAAAAUCUUUAACUGGCAAUCCAAUUUUAUUAGGCAUCAGAAAAUUCAUGCUAGUGAGGAGCCUCAUAAAUGCUCUGACUGUGGAAAAAAAUUCAAUCGGCGGAAAAACCUCAUUGCUCACACGAGAAUUCACACAAGAGAGAAACCCUUCAAAUGUACGGACUGUGGGCAGAGCUUCACAUGGGAAGCACACCUUGUCAUCCAUCAAAGAAUCCACACAGGAGAGAAACCUCAUAAAUGCACAGAAUGUGGGCAGAGCUUCAGUCAGAGGUCCAACCUUGUCCGACAUCAGAGAGUCCACACAGGUGAGAAGCCCUACACAUGCUCAGACUGUGGCCAGAGUUUUAGCCAAAGAACACACCUUGUUGUACAUCAGAGAACCCACACAGGGGAGAAACCACAUAAAUGCUUGGAGUGUGGGCAAGGCUUCAGUCAAAGGGCGCACCUUAUUGUGCAUCAGAGAAUUCACACAGGAGAGAAGCCACAUAGGUGCACAGACUGUGGACAAGGGUUCUGUCAAAGAUCCAACCUUAUCAGGCAUCAGAAGUCCCAUGCCUGUGAGAAGAAAUAGAGGUGUCAGUGCUGCAGGAAACCAAAGAUACUUGGCAGGAUAAAUGAGCAGGGUUUGGAUGGUGGAGAAAGCUUGGGUAGCAUCUAAGUGUUCUCUCUGCAAACAGAUCCACAGAGGAUGGAGCCCCAUCUGUGAGAUACAUAGGCUGAAUGAAACACUUCCAGGGAAAUGUCACUCCUUUUCAGUACUGCAGUGUCCUGCAAGAAGAGGAACCAAGAGGUAACCGCUGUGGCCGUGGCGCU
This is a messenger RNA of Varanus komodoensis (Komodo dragon), 3511 nucleotides long. RefSeq names its product zinc finger protein 271-like. NCBI's taxonomy places the organism in Eukaryota, Metazoa, Chordata, Lepidosauria, Squamata, Varanidae. Gene Ontology annotation, molecular function: RNA polymerase II cis-regulatory region sequence-specific DNA binding; DNA-binding transcription factor activity, RNA polymerase II-specific. Bases 252 to 3269 code for a protein of 1005 amino acids. The record is from RefSeq and is a predicted model, not a curated record. The transcript has 4 exons. Gene Ontology annotation, biological process: regulation of transcription by RNA polymerase II.